AUGCAUAUCCGGGACAUGCUCGAGGAGGCCAAGAGGACUCAUCAGCCCUCUUUCUCCUUCGAGUACUUCCCUCCUAAGACCGCUCAGGGUGUCCAGAACUUGUACGACCGUAUGGAGCGCAUGUUCAUGCUCGGCCCCAAGUUCGUCGACAUCACCUGGGGAGCUGGUGGUCGCAUCGCCGAGCUGACCAACGAGAUGGUCGUCCAGGCCCAAACCCUCCUCGGUAUGGAAUCCUGCAUGCACCUUACCUGUACCGAUAUGGGCCUCGAGAAGGUCGACGAAGCUCUGCGAAAAGCUUACAAGGCCGGCUGCACCAACAUCCUCGCCCUCCGUGGCGAUCCGCCGCGAGACAAGGAAAAGUGGGAGGUGACUGAGGGCGGCUUCAACUACGCCAAGGACCUCGUGGAGCACAUCAGGAAUACCUAUGGCAGCCAUUUCGAUAUCGGUGUGGCGGGGUACCCUGAGGGCUGUGAUGACAACAAGGACGAAGAUCUCCUUCUCGAGCACCUCAAGGAGAAGGUUGACAAGGGCGCCGGCUUCAUUGUCACUCAGAUGUUUUACGAUGCCGACAACUUCCUUCGAUGGGUCAAACGCGUUCGCGAAAAGGGAAUCACUAUCCCCAUCCUGCCCGGAAUCAUGCCCAUUGCCACCUAUGCUAGUUUCCUGCGCCGCGCGAACCACAUGGGCUGCAAAAUCCCUCCCGAAUGGAUGGCCGCCAUGGACCCCGUGAAGAACGACGAUCUCGCUGUCCGAGAGGUUGGUAAGAGGCUAGUCGCCGACCUUUGUCGCAAGCUCCUCGCCUCGGGCGAGAUCUACCACUUACACUUCUACACCAUGAACCUCGCGACCGCUACAACUAUGGUGCUGCAAGAUUUGGACUGGCUUCCUUCGGCCGAGCGGCCUCUCAAGCAAGCUUUGCCCUGGAAGCAGUCCCUCGGUCUUGGCCGCCGCCAAGAAGACGUCCGACCUGUCUUCUGGCGCAACAGGAACAAGUCGUACGUCCUACGUACUCAGGAAUGGGACGAGUUCCCCAACGGUCGAUGGGGUGACUCGAGGUCUCCUGCUUUCGGUGAGCUUGACACCUAUGGGAUUCGCUUGCCCGGAACCAGUGAGCAGAACAGGAAGAAGUGGGGGGAGCCGAAAACCGUCCGCGACGUCGCCAACAUCUUCGUCGACUACCUCGAGAACCGCUACGACAGCUUGCCUUGGAGCGAAAGCCCUCUCACGUCCGAGGGUCAGGUUAUCCGCGAUGAGCUGGUCGCUCUCAACAAGCGAGGUCUCAUCACCAUAAACUCUCAGCCUGCCGUGAAUGGUGUCAAGUCUAGCCACCCCAUCCAUGGUUGGGGCCCCGCCAACGGCUACGUUUACCAAAAGUCGUACCUAGAGCUGCUUGUUCACCCGGCUCUUUACCCCGACAUUAUCGACCGUAUCAAGCGACACCCCGACAUCACUUACUACGCGGUGACCAAGGACGGCACGCUCGAGUCCAAUGCGCCCACGGAGGGGCCUAAUGCUGUUACCUGGGGUGUCUUCCCCGGCAAGGAGAUUGUCCAGCCGACCAUUGUCGAGAGCAUCAGCUUCCUCGCAUGGAAGGACGAAGCUUUCCUCAACAACGACUUCCAGCAACCUAAAACCAUUUUCGAGAUCCUCGAGGGUCUUGAGGUGAAGGAUAUGGACGCCCCUGCUAUCCCGCACACCCAUGAAGCUCCCACCAGCGCUCCCGAUGCUCCCGCAAAUGGCCCCUCCGCCAAGGAGCCUGCUCAAGCCAACGGCGCAAACUAA
Molecule: messenger RNA, 1782 nt
Organism: Scedosporium apiospermum
Lineage: Eukaryota; Fungi; Ascomycota; Sordariomycetes; Microascales; Microascaceae
Product: Methylenetetrahydrofolate reductase 2
Exons: 2
Coding region: 1-1782 (593 amino acids)
Biological process (GO): tetrahydrofolate interconversion
Cellular component (GO): cytosol
Molecular function (GO): FAD binding; methylenetetrahydrofolate reductase [NAD(P)H] activity
Source: RefSeq, a predicted model, not a curated record